AUGAUAAACACAAGUUCGUCAUCAUCAAAUGAAGAAGAUGCACCACUACUUGCAGGCCAAAAGAAAAAUCAUGAUUUUAUUAAGAAAGUGUCUCCCUGGUACAUUAUUUUACCUCUGUUUGUCUUGACAUUUUGUUUUAGUGCAUUGUAUGCUCCGAUAAUCCAAUUCUAUAGUGUUGUAUUCUGUUAUAGAUAUUACCAACAACAACUAGGUAAUAUUGAUAUUGAUAUACCCUUUGAGAAAUGUACAAUCCCCGAAGUUCAGGCUGUUGUAUCCAAGGCUCAAGCUAUUAUUGUAUUAUUAGGUUAUGGCUCAACUAUGCUAUUUGCUGAUUAUUAUGGCACCUUAUCAGAUCGAAAAGGAAGACGCCUAGUUUUUAUUAUAUCUGGGUUUGGAAAUGCUAUUUUAAUACUUAGCUACAUUGUGACUAUUAAGUACACUAAUAUCUUUGGUGUUUCGUUACUUUUCAUUGCACCUGUUAUGCGAGGUAUCUUAGCUGGCGAUGCUGUCUUGUUUGCAACAGCUCAUGCUUAUAUUUCAGAUUGCACAACUCCACUAGAGAGGACAACUCUAUUCGGCAAUAUGAUGGGUGUUGUGUUUUUAGGUGCUACUUUAGGCCCCUCUGCUGCUUCAUUUAUAAUGAAAGAAACAAACUCUAUUACAACUAUUCUUUUAUUGGUAUUGAUUGCCAAUAUAGCUUUUAUAUUAUAUACCUGGUUGUUUUUACCCGAGUCAAAUCGUAACUGUGGUAAUGAAACAUCUGUCACUCAUAAAGAACAACAAACACUAUUACAACGACUCAAUAUUUUUUCAGUACUGAGUAUAUUUUAUAAAACAUCUUCAAAAAACACAAAGGGGUUUACGUUGCCUAUCAUUGCAUGUAUAGAUUUUUUGUAUAAUAUUGUUGCAUUACCACCAGCUAUUCUUUAUGCUAUGCUUAGUUUUGGAUGGACUGCAUAUGAAGGCGGCAUCUAUGUGAGUUUAACGUCAUUUACAAGAUUAAUAAGCAUGCUGUUAGUAUUACCUUUACUUUCUAAAUUUUUCAAAGCGGAAAAGACGACGGAAGGGCAAGAAGAUGAAAGAACAAAAUUAAGACCAAAGAAUUCAAAUUCCUCUUCUUUUAUACUUUAUGUUGAAGAAGCUUCAUCUUUUCAUACUGAAGGGGAACAACAAGAAAAUGAUGAUAAUGAAACAAAAUAUGAAGAAUUGAGUGAUGAAGUUUCUGAUAAUUCCAUUCGAUUUGAUUCGUGGCUAAUUUGCACUGGCUUAAUCAUUGAUACUAUUUGCUUAGUCCUUUACGCUCUUGCCCAAAAUACUUCAACAUUUAUGAUGGCUGGUGCCCUUCAAAGUUUUGCUUUGCUUACUUCACCUUCACUUCGAUCAAUCAUGACCAGGCUAGUUCCUCGUUCUGAAGUGGGUAGAUUAUUUGGUGCUCUAGCUAUUUUAGAAAGUCUCUCAGGUAAAUUUUAUAUGUGUAUUUAUAUAUGUAUAUAA
Molecule: messenger RNA, 1494 nt
Organism: Cokeromyces recurvatus
Lineage: Eukaryota; Fungi; Mucoromycota; Mucoromycetes; Mucorales; Mucoraceae
Product: major facilitator superfamily domain-containing protein
Exons: 5
Coding region: 1-1494 (497 amino acids)
Biological process (GO): transmembrane transport
Cellular component (GO): membrane
Molecular function (GO): transmembrane transporter activity
Source: RefSeq, a predicted model, not a curated record